GCUCAACCUUCAGAUAAGGCCUUCCUGACAGAGGCCCGAACGCAAUACCCUAAUAAUGGACGCAAAGCGCGCUUGACACGAAUAUCCGCACAUGCUUUGUACGGGCAAAGAGCUCAUUGAUAUUCGUUGCAAUCUACCGAUACAAGCUGGACACAAGCUCGACGUUGCUUCGCGCAUGGGCUCUCGAUUCUUUCGAAGUCGUCGGCUACUUACACCUCAGCGCCCUCAAAGCCCGCAGUGCCCGCACCUUCGCCGAACGUCGCCGCCCCAAAUUGAUCACUACGCAUCACAACGCCCCCUCCCACGGUUCGAAUCCUCCGGUCCUCUGAUCCACCAGCCUUCUUCUAUACUUGGAACAAGUACACUUGCUCAAGCGUCGAGAUUCGACGCUGCGCAAGAUGGCGCCAGCGUGCGCCCGCGAGACCGUCCCGGGUCUCAUCUCCCAGCGAAGCGCGACGUCUUGGAGCGUCCCGCAUCGCCGCCCUCGUGCUCCCCGACCCCGCUCGCGUGGUUCCAUUUCGCCCACACUACCCGCGGCUAACAAUAGCGCGCUGGUCUUCGCCGCUCCAACGUGGGGGGGCUUUCAUAAAAGGCGGCUUGCUUUCGGCCUACAAACCCAACCACCGGUUCCCCCCUCGAGACGACCUUCGCUAGAAGCCACCCGCUCCUCCCUUGCCACCGACGACCAUGUUCGCGUACUACUCACUGAUCGCCACCGUCUCGCUCGCGCUCGCCGCCGCGGCGUCGCCUGUCGUCAG
Molecule: messenger RNA, 758 nt
Organism: Schizophyllum commune H4-8
Lineage: Eukaryota; Fungi; Basidiomycota; Agaricomycetes; Agaricales; Schizophyllaceae
Exons: 2
Coding region: 92-541 (149 amino acids)
Source: RefSeq, a predicted model, not a curated record